Molecule: messenger RNA, 1212 nt
Organism: Neofelis nebulosa (Clouded leopard)
Lineage: Eukaryota; Metazoa; Chordata; Mammalia; Carnivora; Felidae
Product: serine/threonine-protein kinase MARK2-like
Exons: 2
Coding region: 178-1200 (340 amino acids)
Biological process (GO): intracellular signal transduction; protein phosphorylation; microtubule cytoskeleton organization
Cellular component (GO): cytoplasm
Molecular function (GO): protein serine/threonine kinase activity; tau-protein kinase activity; ATP binding
Source: RefSeq, a predicted model, not a curated record
UUUUUCAUUUGUUUUUUUUUGUGUUAGCGUUUUAGUACAGUUAGUAUAGUUCAUAUUGUUAGUAUAGUUCAUAUUGUUAGUAUAGUUCAUGUUGUUAUAUUUUGUAGGUUGGUAUUGUUGGUUAGCAUAGUCCGUGUAAUUAGCAUUAUUUAGCGUUAGUAUAGUUAGUUGGUCACCAUGCUUCAGGGGCGUAAGGCCAUUACCACUGGUGAGGAGGACUUCUGUAUUUACGAGAUCCCCGAGAUCACCAGUGAGGGCAGCGUCCCCCCCAGGAAGCAGUCUGAUGUGACGUUCAUCAAGAAAACCCAGAAGGACCCCGCUGGCCUCCAGGGACUUUGUCGUGAAGCCCAGAAUAUGAAGACCUCAAGUCACCCAAGUGUUGUCAAGUCACUUGAGGUGAUCAACACCAAGGAAACGUUGGUUCUCCUUUCAGAAUACGUAAGCAGAGACAACCUGCGUGACGAUUUUACGCACCAUGGCCAAGUGACGGAGGAGGUUCCAGACACAUUCUGCCGGCUGUUAUCGGUGGUGGAGUACUGCCACCAACAAGGUAUGAUAGGCGGGUAUCUGAAGCUGGAGACACUGCUUUUUGGCAAGAAGCUGAAGGUAAAACGCACGGGGGUUGGACUGAGCAUCCAGUUUGCUGGCUACAAACUCCACACUUUCUGGGACAGCCCCCCUUAUUCUGCCCCGCGACUCUUCCUGCAGCAAAGGGAGGACACCCCUUCUGCAAAUGCUUGGAACCUGGGGGUGGUUUGGUACUGCUUGGCCACCGGGUUGGAGCCGUUUGAGGGGCAAGUCUUCUGGGACGCGGAACGAAAUAUCGAAAACAGGGAGCACAGUGCUCUGGUUUUCAUGUCCCUGGAGAGUGAAAACAUGUGGUACACGUUGACAACUAUCCAGCCCACGAUCAGCACACCAACCACAGUCCGCUGCUGGAGCUCCCUCGCAACCUGUUCCAGCACAGGCCUGUCCUCAGAGCGGAGUAGUCUGACCUCCGAAGGGACCAGCAUAGGGACCACGAUUAGCGGGCCCAGAUGCAACUUGCCAGCCACAAACUCCGACACCAGCAGUGAAUACAGGCAGCCAGGGAGGAUGUCCCUAGAGCCAAAAAAUCAGGUUCUCAAACCUCUCAAUAAAUUAAAAAAUGUAUUUAAAAAAAAUAACAAAAUACAACCCCAAAAAAAUGCCAAUAAAUGAGAGCCAUGAGAG